Messenger RNA from Somion occarium, 1982 nucleotides. Lineage: Eukaryota; Fungi; Basidiomycota; Agaricomycetes; Polyporales; Cerrenaceae. The record is from the annotation of a GenBank genome assembly.
GCCCGCAUACCUUAAUGUUCCUCAUCUUCGUAGAUUAGCGGCUCUGGUAGCAUAGUCUGAUUUGUUUCGCUGUUGUUUUGCUCUGGUUCUGGUGACGGCUUCCUUCGAUGUAUAAUCUAUGGCAAAUAAUACCCUGGAAUUGUUUCGGACGGCGAUGUAACUUAGGGCAGCCCAAGGGCAGCCUGUAAGGAUAUCUGGAUUGUGGGCGUCUAGAUGAGGCAGGGAAGAUUCUGGUGUCUUCCACCGCCUUCUGCUGCUCAGUGACCGCUCGUUUAUUUGGCUGCUCUCUUUCUCUCUCUCUAUCCAGAAUCUUAUACCACACUCUUUAUUUCCUUCUCAUCAUUACCCGCCACCAUGGUGAAGGAGACGAAAUAUUACGACUUGCUGGAGGUGUCACCAGAUGCUUCAGAUUCUGAUCUGAAAAAAGCCUACCGCAAAAAGGCUCUGCGUCUGCAUCCUGAUAAAGGCGGAGAUCCUGAGAUGUUCAAGGAAGUCACGCAUGCAUACGAAGUACUUUCUGACUCGCAGAAGCGGAGUAUAUACGAUGCCCGAGGAGAGGCAGGCUUGAGUGAAUCCGGGGGAAUGGGAGGCAUGGAUCCACAGGAUCUGUUCAGUCAACUAUUCGGAGGCGGCGGCUUCUUUGGCGGUGGAGGCCGGCAACAAGGCCCCAAGAAAACAAAAGACCUUGUUCAUCGUGUUCACGUCACCCUCGAAGACCUCUACAAGGGCAAGACAUCCAAGCUUGCCCUUACACGAAAUGUUAUCUGCUCAAAGUGCAAUGGCAAGGGUGGCAAAGAGGGUGCCGUGCGAACGUGUAACUCAUGUCAAGGUCGUGGUGUCAGGGUCACGCUUCGCCAGAUGGGUCCAAUGAUCCAACAGAUGCAACAGCCUUGUGACGAGUGUUCGGGUACGGGCGAGAUCAUUAACCACAAGGACAAGUGCAAGACUUGUAAUGGCAAGAAGGUAAUAUCGGAGAAGAAGAUGUUAGAGGUCCAUAUCGACAAGGGUAUGAAGGGUGGCCAGACGGUUACUUUCCGUGGGGAGAGUGAUCAAGCACCUGGGGUGACACCUGGAGAUGUCAUCAUCGUGAUUGAGGAGAAGCCUCAUGAGCGGUUCCGGAGACAGGAGAACGACCUAUUCACAGACGUUGAAGUCGAUCUCCUCACUGCAUUGGGCGGUGGCCAGAUCUCGAUCAAACAUUUAGACGAUCGUGUAUUGAGUGUGAAUAUUCCUCCAGGCGAGGUACUCAAGCACGACGACCUGAAAGUCAUUCAUGGCCAGGGUAUGCCUUCAUACCGACAUCACGAGUUCGGCGACCUUUUCGUACACGUAUCCGUUAAAUUCCCCGAACGCAUCGAGCCCGAAGUCAUCCCUUACCUCGAAAAAGCCCUUCCACCUCGCAAGCCGCUUCAGAAAUUCCCCAAGAACGUGCUCAUCGAGGAGGUCGAGAUGGACGAGGUCGAUCAACGACAGCGCGAGCGUGCAGAGAGCGGCGGCGAGCCCAUGGACGAAGACGAUGGCGAACCGAGGGUGCAGUGUGCGAACCAAUAAACCCCUUUAUUCCCUCCAUUCACCCCAACCGACCUCAUCCUCAUUUCCGACCCGCUUCCCCUUUCCGCUUCUCGGCCCUGGGGUGCUGAGGAGUUUGUUGGUUCCAUGUUUCGCCAUGGUAUGCCCGACGAACGUCUUUUGCUGUGUGUAUUGAUCUCUCGUGUUGUGUGCUGUGUGCCUGCUAGCCCGCUGCUGCUGUCAUCCCCUCUUCCAACCAUAUUCUUGCUCCCUGGAUUUCACGUGUUCCUUGCCAUGGUUUCCAUGCUACGUUGUUGCUCCCAUAUUCUCCCCCUCCCCAACCCCCCGCGACCUUGCAUUCUACAUCUUCUUUGCCUUCGUUCUUACAUUAAUUUAGUCGCACACUUUGUAGUAGUUGCAAUUUUAUCCAAUAGAAGUCAUCACAAAUUGCAAUUGGCUUGUACCAUAAUGCU